AUGUCGACGUCUGAAGCUACCACUUCCAUUCCAGUCGCUUCGAAUACUAUUCCUAGUGACAAAUCGGAACUCGACAUGUCUUGUACUUUGCGUGAAAAUCUCACGUCUCUAACUGCACUUCUGACCGAGUUACAGCUCUAUCAAGUUGUCAAGACUUUGUGGCGCGUCAAUAGCCAUGACCCCAUUCGUUUCGACCUCACGACAUCACAUUGCGUGGUUGAAGCUGUUGGUAGCAAGAAGCAGACGCUUAAACUUUCAUGGGGUGACGUAUUAGGCGCUCACGUGCUCACAGUCGAUGGGGAGCACGUAAAAACGUCGGUGGACAACCUCGACACAGUAGCGGCCAAUACUCUGUUCCUCUUGAGCAUUUUUGCCUGCAUCUGCUCCAGCGACAGAGUCAAUACAUUGAAGACGAGAAUAACUAGAGAAUUCGUUUUCCGAUUCAAUGGGAAACAGCUGCAGCAAGUGCUUCAAUUGCAGCGUACCAUCAAUUUUGUGGCAGAUCCUCGAAACUACAAGACGGUGCAGCAAUUAAAGACAUUGGAUGAGUUGGAGGUUGUGGAGAGACCGCAACGCAAGUUUCUCAUCUUAGUGAACCCUGUCAGUGGAUCAGGACGUGCAUUGCAGAUUUACGAGAACAAAGUGGCACCGGUUUUCAAGUUUGCAAAUGUGGAAACCGAGGUGAAAAUCAUGGAACAUUCAAAUCAUGCAAUGGAAGUUGUCAUGGAAAUGCCAUUAGGUGUUUACGACUGUGCCGUCGCAGUGGGUGGAGACGGCAGUUUGUACGAGAUUGUGCAGGGUUUAAUGAAGCGGACAGACUGGAAUAAUGCUAUUCGACAACCCAUUGGUGCCAUUCCAGGUGGGUCAGGCAAUGGUCUGGCGCACUCUAUCACUCAUCGGUGUGGUGAGAAGGGCAAACCGGUGAAUGCUGCAUUUGUGCUGGCUAAGGGUAUGCCUCAUGAUCUGGACAUCACGUCUGUGCGCAACGAAAAGGAGACAAAGUACUCGUUCCUGUCGCUAGAGUGGGCAUCUAUCGCUGAUGUUGACAUUGGGUCUGAAAAGCUGCGCAUGCUUGGAGACCUGCGAUUCACGGUCGCAUUCAUUAAUCAAAUUGUGUUCCAGAGGCCUGAGUACCCGGGCAAAAUCUGGUAUCUUGAAGAGGAGAACGAGAAUCCACUGCACUACUUUGAGACGAACGACCCCAAGUCGACGGAUCGCCCCAAAAUGGACUUAUUCGAUGGAAACGGCCAAGGACCCCCACAAUCAAUAGACUUGAAGAAUGGAGAGGGGCAAGCAAUCGAAGAGAAGACUGAGAAGAAUGUAGACCAGGGCGGAAAGUGGAAGGAGCUAAGCGGUCAUUUCCGCAUUGUGUGGGUAACGAACGUAUCGCAUGCAGCUUCCGACGCUCACAUUGCUCCCGACGCACAGUUCGAUGACGGCUACAACUAUAUCACCUUCAUUGAUGGCUCAUACCGACGCAAGGACCUACUAGCUAUGCUGCUCACCAUGGAUAGCGGCAACCACAUUAACAAGAAGGGCGUGCAGCAGGUGCGCACACGGGCGUUUAAGCUCGUGCCGGAGCGGGCCACCGACCUCAUGUGCGUUGAUGGCGAGUUGGCGGAGGGUCCAUUCCUUGAAGCACAGGUCCACCGUGGCAUGGCUCGUAUUAUGGUUAUCCCUUUCUGGCAGAAUGAGAAUAAACAGUAG
Messenger RNA from Peronospora farinosa, 1707 nucleotides. Lineage: Eukaryota; Oomycota; Peronosporomycetes; Peronosporales; Peronosporaceae. The record is from the annotation of a GenBank genome assembly.